GGUUGUUAGUGGAAAUUAUCGGUAGACGGUGCUGUUUUCGUGGAUUUCAUUGAGCGCUGUUUGUCGUGAGGAUUUGCAGUAGAUUCAUCCAUGAUGGCGGAGGACAGCGAGUCCGCGGCCAGCCAGCAGAGCCUGGAGCUGGACGACCAGGACACCUGCGGCAUCGAUGGAGACAACGAGGAGGAGAACGAGUACAUGCAGGGGAGUCCUGGUGGAGAUCUCGGCGCAAAGAAGAAGAAAAAGAAACAGAAGAGGAAGAAGGAGAAGCCAAGCUCAGGAGGAACCAAGUCUGAUUCAGCCUCUGAUUCUCAGGAGAUAAAAAACCCUGCCAUCCCCAUGCAGAAACUGCAGGACAUUCAGAGAGCUAUGGAGCUCCUGUCCACUUGUCAAGGUCCAGCCAAAAACAUAGACGAGGCCACAAAGCACAAGUACCAGUUCUGGGACACUCAGCCUGUGCCCAAACUUAAUGAGGUGGUGACAACUCAUGGGCCAAUUGAACCAGAUAAAGAAAAUAUCAGACAAGAGCCAUAUUCCCUCCCACAGGGAUUUAUGUGGGACACAUUGGACCUCAGCAAUGCCGAAGUGCUAAAAGAGCUGUACACUUUGCUGAAUGAAAAUUAUGUUGAGGAUGAUGACAACAUGUUUAGAUUUGACUAUUCUCCCAACUUUCUGAAAUGGGCGUUACGUCCUCCGGGUUGGCUGCCCCAUUGGCACUGUGGUGUCAGGGUUUCCUCCAAUAAAAAGCUUGUUGGGUUCAUCAGUGCCAUUCCUGCUGACAUCCACAUCUAUGACACGUUGAAGAAGAUGGUGGAAAUAAACUUCUUGUGUGUGCAUAAGAAAUUACGCUCAAAGCGUGUCGCUCCGGUGUUGAUCCGAGAGAUCACGCGGCGGGUCAAUUUAGAAGGAAUUUUCCAGGCUGUGUACACUGCCGGUGUUGUGCUGCCCAAACCCGUGUCCACAUGCAGGUACUGGCAUCGCUCUCUUAACCCCAGAAAACUUGUAGAGGUAAAGUUUUCCCACCUCAGCAGAAACAUGACACUACAGCGAACAAUGAAACUCUACAGAUUACCUGAUAGUACUCGUACUCCUGGUUUGAGGGUGAUGUUAGAGGGAGAUGUGAAGAAGGUGACGGCACUGCUGCAGAAACACCUGAGCAAGUUUCACCUGAGACCUGUUAUGGGUGAAGAGGAGGUGAAGCAUUGGUUCCUACCACAGGAGAACAUCAUUGACACUUUUGUAGUGGAGGGAUCUGGUGGGCUGCUAACAGACUUUAUCAGUUUCUACACUCUGCCAUCUACGGUGAUGCAUCAUCCUCUGCACAAAAGCCUCAAGGCCGCUUAUUCCUUUUACAAUGUCCAUACAGAGACGCCGCUCAUAGACCUGAUGAACGACGCUCUCAUCCUAGCCAAACUGAAAGGUUUCGAUGUUUUUAAUGCACUGGAUCUAAUGGACAAUAAGACUUUCUUGGAAAAGCUCAAGUUUGGGAUUGGAGAUGGUAACCUGCAGUAUUAUCUGUAUAACUGGAAAUGUCCCCCUAUGGACCCAGAAAAAGUUGGCCUUGUUUUACAGUAACUGGCUGCUUCACUUUGGAUGCAGACUGACUUAAAGGUUCAUCUCAGAAUUUUUGACUUGGACUUAAUCUAUAUAAAGAGGAAAAACUGACAUCCAUUCAAAGUGAAUGAGUUGUGAUGUGCAGCUCUCUUAGGUCUUGUUCCGGUUAUUGAGGGGUCUCCCUCUUUUCUCUUUGUCUUUGACUCUCUUUCAGAGAAUGUGAGAAACAUUAUCAACGUCAAACACAUCCACAAGCCUAUACACAUGUAUUUCCCUGAACAUCCAAACUGUAUCCUCUCACAGACAUAUGUUUGAUCUCAUAUGUUUUGUUUUUGUUCAUUUGUUUUGUAUUAUGAAGGUGCGUUGAUAAAUUUGUGUGAGUUAGCAAGCUGUACAUUUAAUGCCAGAUAUUUAUUACGUAUUGUGUGGUUUACAAUGGACCAGGACGGGGAGUUGAAAUCCAAAGUCUUUUUUAUGGAGCUGCCUUUGAAGUCGUAUGCCGUUUGGAGUUCCUGCUGUCUGUGUGAAAGCAAGUUUAUGUUACAUGUGUGGAAGAAUGUACUGCGUUUUGAAGCACAUCAUCAACGUGUUUAUAAAGGGCCGGAAAGCUCUGAGGUGCAUUUUUAAGAUUUUUGCUGAAGAAAAUGUUUUGUGUGUAGAAUUUUGAAUGUGAAUUCAUUUCAAUUUCCUUUCAUGAAGACAUUGUUACACAUUACACAGCCCAUUUCAUUUUUUUAUUAUUUAGUGCUUUUAAAUUAUUAUUUUAGAACAACAAUUCUGACAUUUAGAAUUGUAUUUAAGUUACAUGUUUCUCUUAUUUCUUGGUUUUCUUUAUUCUGUCAGUAUUCUUUGCAGAGACCAUAACCUCAUUCGAUGGUUCGUUUGCUAUAAAGCCCUGGUGAUUUUCCUGUAUUUAAGCACAAGGAGAUAAGAACAAUCGUCUAUGUUGUUAUUUUGUUAAAAUUGGCAAUGCAGCCAUGAAACUUGCUUGCUGUUCAGUUGGCUGUCUGUUACAAUCACUGUUAGGGUGAAGCAUAUUGACAUGUGAACAAUUUUUAUUAUAUUAGCAAAAAAUGAUUUUGUGUUACUACAGCUUGUCUCGGUUUGCUUUUAUGUAUUUAAAUCAACAAUAUGCUUUUAAAUAAGAGCACGUCCGAACAUGCUAAAAAGAAAGGUACUCUUCUCAGAAGUCCCACAUUUUAACUUUAUUUCAAUCUGUGGUUUAUUCUGUAACAUCCAGGGCACUUUGUAAAUGUCAGUUUGAGUAAGUUUUUCUAAAGCUUGCUGUAUGAAAUGAGCAUGAUCUCAUUUUUUGUCAAUCCAUAAACCCAGAACUGGGCUUUAGUGAGAACACCCAGAGUACUUGCCUUAUUUAAGAGUUUUUUUUUUUUUUAAAUGUCAAAUGUGUAGUUUUAAAUGAUCAGCUUUCUCUUUCUGAAACAGUAUUUUUAUUGGAUUCCAUUGCAGGUUGUUUAAAGAACUGAUAUGGGAAUAAGUACCAGCACCAUGACAAAUCACCCAAAUAUCUUAAUUGUCAAAAAUAUACAUCAAGGUAUACCAGCAUGGAUAUUUGACUGAAUAAAAGCAUCUACAAUUUAAAUUUAA
This is a messenger RNA of Paramisgurnus dabryanus, 3156 nucleotides long. It is a transcript of the gene nmt2, whose product is annotated as N-myristoyltransferase 2. Gene Ontology annotation, cellular component: cytoplasm. The record is from RefSeq and is a predicted model, not a curated record. Gene Ontology annotation, biological process: N-terminal peptidyl-glycine N-myristoylation. Gene Ontology annotation, molecular function: glycylpeptide N-tetradecanoyltransferase activity. NCBI's taxonomy places the organism in Eukaryota, Metazoa, Chordata, Actinopteri, Cypriniformes, Cobitidae.